AUGGCACAAGGAUUGCCAGUUUUUCCAGCAUUUGGUGUAAGUGAACCUGGUGUUGACACAAGAUGGAGGAAAUGGACAGGUCGAUUCGAAAACUUAAUGAUUGGCAUGGACAUUAAAGACAAAAAACGUCAGAGAGCCUUAUUUCUACACUAUGCAGGGGAAGAGGUAAAUGACAUCUUCGACGUACUGAAGAAUACAGGGGAUGACUACGAAACAGCAAAGAUAAAGCUAACAGAGUACUUUGCCCCCAAGAAAAACACAGAAUUUGAGAUAUAUAAAUUUAGACAGGCAAAACAGGAAUCUAAUGAAAACAUUGAUAGUUUUCACAAACGUUUAAGACACUUAAGUAUAAACUGUGAAUUUUCGGAAACAGACAAAGAAAUUAAGUCACAAAUCAUUCAGGGCUGCACCUCAACUCGACUGCGUCGCAAAGCACUACGCGAUGACCUGACAUUAGACAGUCUCAUCAAAGAAGCAAGGACACUAGAACUAUCAGAUCAACAAGCAUCUGAAAUUGAAGGUCAAGCAAAAUAUGACGUCGUUAAUGCUAUGAAAUCACGACAAAGACAAAAUCAAAAGGCGCAAAAAGAAAGACGCAGACACAUCAUUAAGGAAUCAAUAUGCAGAUACUGUGGCUAUGAAUAUCCACACAAAUCAGGAAAAUGCCCAGCAAGUGGAAAAACAUUGAAAGUGAUAGUGACAAAGACAGAGAGGAUGAUGCAAAACAAAAUAUAUGGACUUACUGUAAAUUCCAUGCAAUUGCAGAGACCAAAUUUAAAAGUCUAUAUCAAUGGCUGCAAAAUCAAAGCACUUGUAGACACCGGAUCAUCAAUAAAUGUGAUAGAUGAAAGAACUUACUCAAAACUACAUAAUAAAGUUCGUCUGAAGAAAGCUCAUACCAAGGUAUAUGCAUAUGGCUCUAGUAAAGUGACAUUAUUAGGCAAAUUUCAGGCACAAAUCGAAUCUAAAAGCAAAAUAACAUCAGCUCCAGUAUAUGUGACGAAAGGCAAUAGUGGAAAUCUUCUAUCAUAUCAAACAUCCGUUGACCUUGACAUCAUUCCAGUAAUAAACGCAGUCACACAUAGCAAUGUGGAUGAACUCUGCAAGAAGUACCAAUCAGUGUUUACAGGCAUGGGGGAAAUGAAGGGAACUAAAGUCAAACUAUACAUAGAUAGCAAUGUUCAACCUGUUACUAAGCCACACAGACGCAUACCAUUUCAUUUAAGAAAACAAGUAGAGAAAGAGCUCCAGAGGCUUGAAGACUUGGAUAUAAUUGAGAAAGUCGAGGGUCCCACAGAUUGGGUAUCACCAAUUGUUGUUACACCAAAGCCGAAAAGUAACAAUAACCAAAUAAGGAUCUGUGUCGACAUGAGGCUGCCUAAUCAAGCCAUAAAGCGCACAAGACAUGUAAUUCUGACGAUAGAUGAUAUGAUUGUGGACUUAAGUGGUGCCAGGGUCUUCUCCAAACUAGAUCUAAACCAUGGAUAUCAUCAGUUGGAACUAUCAGAAGAAUCCCGUAACAUUACGACAUUCACCACACAUGUUGGAUUAAGGAGAUACAAACGCCUUAGUUUCGGCAUUAAUAGUGCAGCUGAAAUAUUUCAAAAUGCUUUAUGCACGGCACUAGAAGGUUCUCGACGGUGUAAGGAACAUCUCGGACGACAUAAUAAUAUGGGCAAAGGAUCAAGCAGAGCAUGA
Messenger RNA from Ruditapes philippinarum (Manila clam), 1698 nucleotides. RefSeq lists its product as uncharacterized. NCBI's taxonomy places the organism in Eukaryota, Metazoa, Mollusca, Bivalvia, Venerida, Veneridae. The transcript is spliced from 2 exons. The coding region runs from base 1 to 1698 and encodes 565 amino acids. Gene Ontology annotation, molecular function: aspartic-type endopeptidase activity. The record is from RefSeq and is a predicted model, not a curated record. Gene Ontology annotation, biological process: proteolysis.